Molecule: messenger RNA, 2518 nt
Organism: Miniopterus natalensis
Lineage: Eukaryota; Metazoa; Chordata; Mammalia; Chiroptera; Miniopteridae
Gene: MCCC1
Product: methylcrotonyl-CoA carboxylase subunit 1
Cellular component (GO): mitochondrion
Molecular function (GO): methylcrotonoyl-CoA carboxylase activity; metal ion binding; ATP binding
Source: RefSeq, a predicted model, not a curated record
CAAGAAGCUUGCAGAGCUGAACGAGCUCUGGCCGUGCGCGGCGCGCAGCUGGUGCGCGCUUUGGCGUGGGAGAGCCGCGGGGCUGCGGGGACAUGGCGGCGGCCUCUGUGGUGCUGGUGCGGCUGGUGGCGGCGGAGAGGAACCAAUGGCAACGUUUCCCGAGCCUGCUGCCGCCGCCGAGGAGAUGGGCUUGGAAGCAAAGAACCAUGAAGUAUGCAACAACUACAGGACGAAGCAUUACCAAGGUCCUCAUUGCCAACAGAGGAGAAAUUGCCUGCAGGGUGAUUCAAACAGCUAAAAAAAUGGGUGUACAGUCCGUGGCUGUUUAUAGUGAGGCUGACAGGAAUUCCAUGCAUGUAGACAUGGCAGAUGAAGCACAUUUCAUCGGUCCUGCUCCCUCUCAGCAGAGCUACCUUUCUAUGGAAAAGAUCAUUCAAGUGGCCAAGAUCUCUGCUGCACAGGCUAUCCACCCAGGGUAUGGUUUUCUUUCAGAAAACGUGGAAUUUGCUGAACUAUGUGAGCAAGAAGGAAUUAUUUUUAUAGGACCUCCUUCAUCUGCAAUUAGAGACAUGGGUAUAAAGAGUACAUCCAAAUCCAUAAUGGCUGCUGCUGGAGUCCCUGUUGUGGAAGGUUAUCACGGCGAUGACCAAACAGACCAAUGCCUGAGAGAGCAGGCUAGAAGGAUCGGCUACCCCGUCAUGAUUAAAGCCGUCCGUGGUGGAGGAGGGAAGGGUAUGAGGAUUGCUAGGUCUGAAAAAGAAUUUCAAGAGCAGUUAGAAUCGGCACGGAGGGAAGCUAAGAAGUCUUUCAACGACGAUGCUAUGCUGAUUGAGAAGUUCGUGGACACACCAAGGCAUGUAGAAGUCCAGGUGUUUGGUGAUCACCAUGGCAAUGUUGUGUACUUGUUUGAAAGAGACUGUAGUGUACAGAGGAGGCAUCAGAAGAUCAUUGAGGAAGCCCCAGGGCCUGGUAUUAAGCCUGAAGUAAGAAAAAAACUUGGGGAAGCUGCAGUCAGAGCUGCUAAAGCUGUAAAUUAUGUCGGAGCAGGAACUGUGGAGUUUAUUAUGGACUCACAGCACAAUUUCUACUUCAUGGAGAUGAACACGAGACUGCAAGUGGAACAUCCCAUUACUGAGAUGAUCACAGGAACUGACUUGGUGGCGUGGCAGCUUAAGGUUGCAGCAGGAGAGAAGAUUCCUUUGAGCCAGGAAGAAAUAACUCUGCAGGGCCAUGCGUUUGAAGCAAGAAUAUAUGCAGAAGAUCCUUACAAUAACUUUAUGCCAGGGGCCGGACCACUAGUGCAUCUCUCCACCCCUCCAGCAGACCUUUCCACUAGGAUUGAAACUGGAGUACGGCAAGGAGACGAAGUGUCCGUGCAUUAUGACCCCAUGAUUGCCAAGCUGGUUGUGUGGGCUGCAGAUCGCCAGGCGGCCUUGACAAAACUAAGGUACCGCCUUCGUCAGUACCAUGUUGUCGGGCUGCAAACCAACAUUGACUUCCUCCUCCGCCUGGCUGGCCACCCGGACUUCACUGCUGGGAACGUGCACACUGAUUUCAUCCCUCAGCACAGCAAGGAGCUGCUGCCCGAGCGGAAGGCUGCGGCCAAGGAGUCUUUGUGCCAGGCAGCUCUGGGCCUCAUCCUCAAGGAGAAAGCUGUGUCUAAUGUUUUCCAAACUCAGCUGCAAGAUCAAUAUUCUCCAUUUGCAUCCAGCAGUGGGAAAAGACUGAAUAUCUCUUACACCAGAAACAUGACUCUUAGGGAUGGCGAAAACAAUAUAGCCAUAGCUGUAACAUAUAACCAUGAUGGGUCAUAUAGCAUGCAGAUUGGAGAUAAAACUUUCCAAGUCCUUGGUGACCUUCACAGUGAGGGAGACAGCACUUACCUGAAAUGUUCUAUUAAUGGAGUUUCUAGUAAAACUAAGCUAAUUAUCCUGGAAAACACAAUUUACCUGUUUUCUGUGGAAGGAACUAUUCGGUUGGGCAUUCCAGUCCCCAAAUACUUGUCUUCAGAGAGCUCAGAAGGAACUCAGGGAAGUACCAUAGCCCCCAUGGCUGGAACCAUCGAGAAGGUGUUUGUAAAAGCUGGAGACAAAGUUAAAGCUGGAGAUUCCCUGAUGGUCAUGAUCGCCAUGAAGAUGGAGCACACCAUAAAGGCUCCAAAGGACGGCACCAUCAAGAAGGUGUUCUACAAAGAAGGCUCUCAGGCCAAGAGACACGCUCCUUUAGUCGAGUUUGAGUAAGAGGAAUCUGACGGAAAGGAAGCAGGAUACACUCCCAUCAAAGAAAUGGCCAGUGAAGCAGUAUCCUAAGUACAGUAUCUCUACACCCAAAAGAGCAAGUGCCUUCCUGCUUCUCUUGGGGUCUGAUAAACAGCAGUUUUCCUAAAUGAUUUUAUGAUUGUGUCAAAGCCCUUUCAUAUUUGAGAAUCAUACACUUGGAUCACAAAUAAUAAAUGAUCUUGAAAUAUUUCAUACUAAUAAAAUUGAAUUAUACUUUUUUAUUGGAAGCUAAUAUGGCU